This is a messenger RNA of Myzus persicae (green peach aphid), 2148 nucleotides long. Its product is annotated as piggyBac transposable element-derived protein 4-like. The record is from RefSeq and is a predicted model, not a curated record. Bases 1 to 2148 code for a protein of 715 amino acids. Lineage: Eukaryota; Metazoa; Arthropoda; Insecta; Hemiptera; Aphididae. The transcript has 3 exons.
AUGGUUUAUGAAUUAAUUAAAAAAGAAGACACUCAAAUGAGAAUGGCUAUUCCGCCAAAAACCAAACUAGAAGUAACAUUGCGUUAUUUAGCUACUGGUGAUUCAUUUAAGUCCCUAGAAUAUCUAUUUCGUGUUCCUGAAUGUACAAUCUCAUUAUUUAUACCCGAAGUGCUUACAGCGAUUUCUCAAGUCCUGGAACCAUUUAUUAAGAUAAUGACUAAUAAAAUGAAUGAAGAAGUUAUAAGUCGUUUAUUAGAGGAGUUUAUAGAAGAUAGUGGGUCUGAUAGAGAUGACGAUGAUGUCGAGGACAAUUAUGAUAUUGAGAAUAGAAUUGAUGAUGAGCCAAAUGAACCUGUGUAUUCAGAUUUGCUACCUGUUAGUUUUGAAAAUGAAAAUCUUGUUGAUAUGAUGGGAAAUUUUAAUGAUGUUUUAGCCGUUUCAUUGACUGGUAUACGUGAUGUGAAUGACGUACCACCAGAAAAUAUUAUGAAUGAUUUUGAUAUUUCUAAGGAAUGGGGUUUUGAGGACACGGAAGACGAAAUUCAAAACGAACCUAUUUAUCAACCAAAUCUAACAAUUUCUAAUAAUAAUGGCCCUCUUUCAAGCACUAGAAAUAGAGUAAUACAAAAUACAUUAGAAAGAAUAAGACAACCGCCCGUUCAAUUGCAAUGGGAAAAAAUAAACUCUGAACCCCAGCCCCAUUUAUUUACUUCAAGUUCAGGUGUUUCUGAAGAAGUACUUGGUAAAACAACUGAAUUAGAUAUUUUUAGUAUUUUUUUCCCAGAUAGUUUGAUAAAACUGAUAAAAAAAGAAACAAAUAGGUACGCAUACUCAGUAAUUCGAUCUCUUCGACAAAAAAAUAUGCUAAAACCAAACUCUAUUUGGCAUAAAUGGAAACCAGUGACCAUUUCUGAAAUACAUAAAUUUUUUUCAAUUAUUCUCCAUAUGUGUGUUAUGCCAAAACCACAAAUGAAAGAUUUUUGGUCGAAAAAUGCAUUUAUUCAUAGUACAUUUGCGGCAAAAGUAAUGACUAGAGACCGUUUUUCAUCAAUUUGUUCUAUGUUGCAUUUGAAUAAUACUGCAAAUUAUAUUCCAAGAGGUAAAGAAAAUUAUGACAGUUUAUUUAAAAUUCGUCCUUAUAUUGACUUGAUAAAUAAAAAAGCUUGUGAAUCAUAUCAACCUGAUAAAAAUUUGACCAUUGAUGAAGGUAUGUGUCCAUUUAGAGGGCGUGUACAUUUUCGUGUUUAUAUGAAAAAUAAACCACAUAAGUAUGGGAUGAAAUUAUAUAUACUUUCAGACGCAUUAACAGGAUAUACUUUAAAAUUUGAAAUUUACUCUGGAAAAAAUCAAGAAGAUAAUUCAAUAAUUGCAUUAUUUGAUAGACUUUUAGAAAAUUACUAUUACAAAGGACACACUGUAUUUAUGGAUAGAUUUUACACAAGCCCAGCUCUUCUAAAUGCACUUUGGGAUAAAAAUACAAAUGGUGUAGGGACGGUGAUGUCAAAUCGUAAAGGUUUACCAAAAGACGUAUUGAAGGAAAAAUUACAGAAAGGGGAAAUGACAUAUGCGAAACAAGGUUGUUUGAUGUGUAUAAAAUGGAAAGACACAAGAGAUGUACUAGUAUUAUCUACUGCUCAUUCCGCGGACAUGAAACAAGUUUCUGUUAGAUCUAAAACAGGCCCGAUACUAAAAUUCAAGCCUAAUGCAAUAAUUGAUUAUAAUAUAAAUAAAACGGGUGUCGAUCAUGGAGACCAGAUGGUUUCAUACUAUCCAUUUCAAAGAAAAAGUUUUAAAUGGUGGAAAAAAAUGUUCUUUCACUUGUUUAUGGUAACGGUUGUAAAUAGUUAUAUAUUAAAGAAAAAAGCAAAUCAACGCCAAAAAGUUUCUUUGAGAACAUUUAUAAUAAAUUUGGGUUUACAAAUGGCAGAAAAAAGUGGUUUUGGACAACAGGAUUCAAAUGAAAUGGUUACUAAUCGAUUGACAGGACGACAUUUUAUUGCUCGAAUACCAGCUACACCUUCCAAACAAAAUCCUAGGCGAGUAUGUAAAGUAUGUGCAGAUAAAGAAAAGUAUAUAAGCGGCAAAAGAGGAAGAAAAGAAACUUCAUUUUACUGCAAGCAAUGUGAUACACCGUUGUAUAAAAAGUGA